Sceloporus undulatus (fence lizard) is the source of this 5661-nucleotide messenger RNA. RefSeq names its product activating transcription factor 3 (gene ATF3). NCBI's taxonomy places the organism in Eukaryota, Metazoa, Chordata, Lepidosauria, Squamata, Phrynosomatidae. Gene Ontology annotation, cellular component: nucleus. Gene Ontology annotation, molecular function: DNA-binding transcription factor activity, RNA polymerase II-specific; RNA polymerase II cis-regulatory region sequence-specific DNA binding. The record is from RefSeq and is a predicted model, not a curated record. Bases 3 to 761 code for a protein of 252 amino acids. Gene Ontology annotation, biological process: regulation of transcription by RNA polymerase II. The transcript has 4 exons.
UGAUGCAAGCGCCCCGGAGCCACAGAACAGCAGCAGCAGCAGCAGAAGAAGAAGAAGAAGAGCAGGCGCCCCACCAGCAGCAGGGAAGGAAGCAGCUCUCUCCGCCGCGUCCCGGAGAGCUCCCCUGCCUUUGGGCACUCCUCGCCUUCGGAGUCUGCAAGUCCUGGGAAAAGGAAAGGAGAAGAAGGGCUGGAGGAGAGAACAGGGACAGCAAAAUGAUGCUCCAACAUCCAGGUCAGGUGUCUGCUUCAGAAGUCAGUGCUUCUGCAAUUGUUCCAUGCUUCUCUUCUGCAAUCUCACUGGGUUUUGAAGACUUCACAAAUUUAACUCCAUUGGUGAAAGAAGAGUUAAGGUUUGCCAUCCAGAAUAAGUGCCUGUCCCACAGGAUGCCUUCCAACUUGGACACAGUUAUGGUUUCUGAUCGAUCUGGUGAAAUGUCCAUAUUGAAAGCAGAGUGUGCACCUGAAGAAGAUGAAAGGAAAAGGAGAAGGAGGGAAAGAAACAAGAUUGCAGCAGCCAAGUGUCGAAACAAAAAGAAGGAAAAAACAGAAUGUCUCCAGAAAGAAUCAGAAAAACUGGAAACCAUCAAUGCAGAACUGAAGGCUCAGAUUGAAGAGCUGAAGAAUGAGAAGCAGCACUUGAUCUACAUGCUCAAUCUUCAUAGGCCCACAUGUAUUGUCCGGGCUCAGAAUGGUAGGACACCAGAGGAUGAGAGAAACCUUUUCAUUCAGCAAAUCAAAGAAGGAACCUUGCAAGGCUAAGCAGCAAUGAUCAGAAGAGGCUAAGUGCCCCUAGGGCAGGCCAUUAAACACCAACAAAUCCAACACAGCACCUAUGCUGAAAGCCAUAGAGAAGCCUUCUUGGCAUUUGUGGCCUCCUGUUAGUCAAGUAAAGGCCAAGGAGGUGACAUAUUGCUAAGAGGAAAAGACUGUGUUAGCUUUUCUGCAGUUCUCCCUGUUGAAAGGACUCAACUGGGUGGAAGAGAGGCUGCUGCCUUCGCUUCAGGUUUAAGUAUCUGCCAUAGUUGCUAUUACUAGAAGCCAUACUCCCAACAACAGCUACAGACUUGUUAACUCUUGCUGGCACGCAGUACUUGCACUUGAGUGAUUUCUAGUAGAACACUAGGACUCAGAGGGAGGGAGGCACUCAUCAGGUGGGCAACCAGGGUGAAUGGGCAGGAAGUGUAGACACCGAGGAGUUGUUUUGUGUUUGCUCCCUUCAUUUUGUACUUUCAAAAGAAAAACUUUUGCAACUUCCAGAAUGAUGCUUUCAAUUCCAAAAGGCAUUGAAAUAUAAUGGGGAAUUAUGGUGUUUCUACAGCCUAGUGCAAUGUUUUAAGUUGAGUAUUGUACUCUUGUUUCUUAUUGUUGCUGAUUUUCACAGAAGCUUUUCCGUGGGUUUUUUAAUGACUCGUGGUAGAGGCAAAGUAUGCGAUGAUACAGCAGGCACUGGUUUCUUGCAGAAUUGCUUAUCGAAUGAAGUCUGAAUUUACUGAGCUGGAACAUUACCCCUUCCCUCUGGCUCCUUUUAAGAAGUAGGGGGGAAUUCCCCCUUGAGAACACAAUUCAUGAGUCAUACUUACAGUAUUCAAAAGACACUUAACAGUAUAACAAAUACAUGAUGAUAAAGAUCAACUUGAUUAUUGAGGCUCUCUUUGAUUCAUGGUUUGCCAUAUUCUUGAUACUUAACUUGCAAAUAUUUUUCUUGGCACCGCUUUUUUCAACCAAGAAAAUGUGGUAGUUAUUACUUUGCCUGUUGCUAAUCAGUAUCUAUGUGUUGGCAUAUAUACGUAUAUGCUGAAUUACUCAGUCAAUAGCUUUAUUAUUAUGCUAGGAACAAUGAAGGCAAAGUAACCAGCUGGGCUGUAGAACUAAGAUCAGGGCUACAAGGGACAAUUUCUCACAUCAUUGUGCAGAAAGUCUUUGUGGCAUAAUGGAUAAAGUGUUAAGGUAUGUCAAAUCUAGCUUCAAAUCUGCAUUAAUCCAUGAAAUGUUGCUGGUUGAUCUUUGGUCGGUCCCUCUGUUUCAAUCUGUGUUGCUCUGCAUUAACAGUAGAACUUGCACCUACAUAAAGAUACAGUAGUUUCAUUUAAAGUUGGGAUGGGCAUUCCCUACAGUUAAAUAAUUACUACCUUUUUCAAAGAAUAGCAGUGACUGCAUUCUGUUAAACUGGCAAUGAUAACCUUCACACUAAAAUUCCUUUAAAGUACUGUUCAUUUAGUUGGCUCAUAAAACCACACAGGGGAAAGGCAUUGCUAUGGAUAAAUUGUCUCAUUCCCUUUUCCAAAUUCCUGUGCCUAAAGUUUCUUGGUCUAGUGCAUCAGUCAGUCUGCAAACAGUCCAAAAAGGGAAUUGGCCCUGUAACAUACAUUCACUUCUGAUCUUGUUAAUGCAUAUGCAUCCUGGUUACUUUACCCCACAAAUAUGGCAUAGGUAUUUUGGGGGCAGAACUCUUACACAUGAUUUACCAAACUUUAACUUUCCACAUGUGUUGAGUUUUCUUGUGUUCUCACAAGCAGUUGAUGGGUUUAGCUAGAUCUGUAGGAUUCCUUGUUGCUUUACUAGUCUAUGUUCCUGUUGGUAAAUGCCACAUUUCAUUCUGCCAUUGUUUGUUCCUUACAAAUGGAUGUUAGCUGUAAUCAAUUUUAAACCUUACAGUAGAUGUUUAAUACCUCUGGCCUGGUCAGUUGCUUCUUUGAUCAGCUUAUUGUGAUUGCUUCUGACAUUUCUGUGAAACUCUGGUGUUGCACAGUCAUGACACGUUUUCAGGAAAAGAAAAGAAUGUCCAAAGAACAGCCUAGGUCCUGGAAUACACAAAGCUGCUUUUUAUAGUGUUAACAGCACUGCUCAUCUAGUCUGGGAAUCUAAUUGGUAGCAGUUUUUCAAGGACUCAGGUAGCAAAUGUUCCUAGCUGUGCUGUUCUACAUUCUUGCUUUAAGUUAAGAAACGAUGGGUUGAAUAUGAGACUUUCUGUAUUCAACACAUGUACUCUGUGAUUGAUCUAUGGUACUUCCCAGAGCAUUGAAAAGUUCUUUUUCUUUUUUCUUUCUUUUUGGACUACAACUCCCAAAAAACCCCAGCCAGGAUGGCCACAUACCAUGCUGGCUAGGAAGUUCUAGACGCUGUACUACAAACAAGAUUUCUUUUUAAAGUUCUGAUCCUUCCUCUGUUCCUGAUACCAGCCCCUCUUAAGUUGGUGCUCUGCAAAUGUGUUAACCUACUACUGCCAUCAACCUAGCUACCGAGCAUGAAGACAGCAAGUUAUAUAAGGCUGCCCUGUAGAUUUCUUUGCAUAGAUUAUCCUUUUUUUGGAGGGUGGAGAGAGGGUUGGUACCAAAUCAAAUAGUACAGUGUAGGAUGAAAAACACACCACCAUGGCCUCCUAUGUCUGAGUGAUGAUUUGGUAUCCUAUAUGUACUGACAUGCUGUUAAUUCCAAAAAUGUAGAUCAGGAUUUUUUUUAGUGGGUGGAGUAAUUCAAGAUGUUAUACCUCUUCUUACUCAGCAGGGCUAUUGGGUGCUUCCCAUGCUUCAGACAGAAUUAAGCCAUUACCUUGAAUACAGUAUGUCAUAAGUUUUCCUAGGAUUGCUACCAGUGUGAUCUAGUGGUUUGAGCAUUGGAUUACAACUCUAGAGACAAGGGUUUGAAUCUCUGCUUGGCCAUGGAAAUCUACCUUGGGGAAGUCAUACUAACUCAGUUUCAGAGGGAAAGCAAAGGCAAACACCCUCUGAACAAAUCUUGCCAAGAAACCCCUAUGAUAGCUGUAGGGUUGUCAUGGGUUUGGAAAUGACUUGAAGGUAUACAACACCAAGUCCUAAGGAGUCUAAAGGUUAAAGACAACAAAGGACAUUAAUGAGAGACGUGCAUGUGUUUUGCUGAAUAUUAUAGUCAUAAAGGGCAGCACUUCAGUGAAUGUCCACUAAUUGAGAAGAAAAGAAACAAUGCUUAGUUUGUGUGACUGGCCAUAUAUAUAGACUCACUUUUCCUAGAAAAAGGAGGUUAAACAAAAUCUGGCAGAUUCCAACAUUGUUAUGUUUUGAAGAACUGAAAUUUUGGCUCAUAAAAUCACAGAGGGGAAAAGCAUUGCUAUCGAGAAAUUGUCUCAAUUUUAGAGAUUGGAAGCUUUAAGAAUAUUUUGCUUUUAAAAGGCUGUUUUCAAACUCUAGUAGUGUGGUAAUGGCAAGCAUCUUUAAAAACCAAAUCCUGUCACAUCCCUAUCUGAAAUGAACUCCAUCUAGAAUUCAAAUACUGAUUUUUGAAACCUGAAGUAGAAGCUUUAGAACAUUAAUUUCUGUAUAUCAGAUUUCUUUAUGCAAAACUGAGUGUAAGGAAACUGCCCCUGCUUUUGCAUAGGUCUUUUCUGUUUUGUUAUGAAAGGGUUUUUUUUAGCCUGUGUGGUCUAUCUGUUUAAACUUAUUGGCACAAUCAGUGGUGUGGGCAGAGAAAUAUGCAGAAACCAAUGGCUGUUCCAGCUAUUUUGCAGUGUUAAAACAAGCCCAACCACACACACACAUACACAUGAUACCUCAGAAAAGUAGCAUCUGAAACUUGGACUCUCAAAUCUGACUAUUAGACUUGAGCCUGCUGCCUGUUUUAUCUUGCUUUGAUUUUUACAUUCUGCAACAGAACUGCUUGCCAACUUGGAUAUAUUCUAAUGUCCAAUGCUGUGUUUCAAAUGUAUAGUUUGUGUAACAAAAAAGGAAUGUAAUGGGCCAAAUUGUGUCUUGCUACAGAGUUAUUUUUCUUCCUGCAAAGUAAAUUCACUUUACUGUUGGGGAGUUUUUCCUCAUGUCAUGUUAAAACUACAUUUUAGUGGCCUCUGUAUUAACUGUGCAAUGAAUAGGGGGUGUGGUGGGAUGAGUGAAGGGAUAACUUGCCAUAUAACUAUGUGUAAUUUGCUAAACAGAAAUAUAUGUACUGUAAUUGGGUUUCUGUAAUGAUGCUGCAAAUUUUAGUGACUACCCUGGUUGGAUCCAAAGAACUGUGAGUGAAAGGCAAGUAGCAAGCUAACUAGAUCAGUUCUGUUACCGGGGAACCUACUUUAUAGAGGUGAGUCCUGUGUUUGAAGGCUUGUUCAGUCCAAAUAGAAAUGACGAAGAAUCCUAAGAACAUGGUUCUUAAAGAUGCCCAUGAAUGGACAGCAGACUGCGCAAGAGAAAUGGGUCACCUGAUCCAACUUUUGCCCACUUAAGGGAAAUAUUAUUGCUUUUCGCUUCUAAGUUACUCUUUCCAAAUAUGCUGCAUUGUCAGUAAUUUAGCAUAUGCAAAUGUUAUGUUAAUCAUUUCCUCCUUUUGUCUUGCUGUUGUUUUGCAUUGUGGCUGAUGCAUCCCCUCUCCAUCUAUUGCCAUCUUCAUUUUUUGUGUAAGACCUCCUAUGAAUGCAAGAGCAGCAUCUUUGGAUUGGAUUUUCCUUAGCUGAUGGGAUGUACUAGUGAGCUAUGAGACAUACCUUUCAUGAGCAGAGGAUAGCCUCCCCUGUGAGGAAGAAGGGCUUCUUGGGAUCCAACCAUGAGUCUGGUGGCAUAAGGGGUGGCCAACACUAGCUAAAGAUGAUACCGACAGAUGGCAUCUGCUGUGUCAAAGUCUCCCACUUUGUUCAUGUGUAUUUCAUAUGUUUCCAAGAGCAACCUGAUCCCCAAUAAACAUGAAAAAUGGGCUCUGA